AUGAUACUCACUCUCAUCUUUCUCUCUCUAAACCUCUCCCCUCUCUUUCAUUCCGCCAUAGCCAGAGGCUCUGCGCACCAUCGCUCCAAGAACUCAGGUUACAUUGAAAGUACAUAUGAGCAUUCGAGGAGGCGGUUGAAUUCCCUGACUGAAUUUAAAAUGUCUGAGGAAGAGUACAUUGAAAAGCUUGAAAAAUUAGCCCAAGGAUAUAUGAGUAAUACUGAUCUUGAGAGGGAAAUGAAGGAAUUUAACAGCCGAUGUCGUAAUAUUUCCAGGUUAUACAGUAUUGGGAAAAGUGCACUUGGAGUUCCCUUGUGGGCAUUGGAAAUAUCUGACAUGCCAGGGAAAAUAGAGGCUGAGCCGGCUUUCAAGUUCAUUGGAAAUGUGCAUGGUGAUGAACCUGUAGGCCGCGAACUUCUGCUGCUUCUAGCAAAUUGGCUUUGCAAUAAUUAUAUGAAGGACCCCUUGGUGACCUUGAUCGUUGAUAAUGUCCACCUUCAUAUACUUCCAACCAUGAAUCCUGAUGGAUUUUCUCUGAGGCGGCGUGGUAAUGCAAACAGCAUUGAUUUAAAUAGAGAUUUCCCAGACCAGUUUUUUACCAUGAAUGAUGAUAUGGACUCACGGCAACCUGAAACAAAAGCAAUCAUGAGUUGGACGGAAAAUAUACACUUCACAGCAUCUGCCAGUCUGCAUGGGGGGGCACUCGUUGCAAAUUACCCAUGGGAUGGAACUGAAGAUAAAAAGAGAUAUUACUAUGGAUGCCCUGAUGACCAGACUUUCAGAUUUUUAGCCAGUUUAUACAGUAGAUCCCACUAUAACAUGUCCCUAAGCAAAGAGUUUCCAGGAGGGAUAACAAAUGGAGCAUUUUGGUAUCCGAUAUAUGGUGGAAUGCAAGAUUGGAAUUAUAUUAAUAGUGGAUGCUUUGAACUUACACUGGAGAUUAGCGACGACAAAUGGCCCAAUGCUACUGAGCUUCCAACUCUAUGGGAAUACAACAGAAUGAGUAUGCUAAACCUUGUUGCCAGUUUGGUUAAGACAGGAUUACAUGGACAGAUUUCUUCUUCCGAUAAUGGAAGACCUUUACCAGCAUCAAUAGCUAUAAGGGGGAUAAACUCUACGGUUGCUGCUACCAAGAAGCUUGCUGAUUACCAUCGUGUGCUAGCUCCUGGCGGAAAGUAUGAAGUUAUUGCAACCAUGCCGGGAUACAGACCAAAGAGUGCUUGUGUUGUACUCGGGCAGAGCGCAGUUACGGUAGAUUUUAUUCUUGAUCCCGAGACUAACUCUGAGGGUAGCAAGCCUUUAGAGGAUUCCGGCUGCUAUUUUGACAACACAAUCGGAGUUCAAGUAAUGGACUUUAUGCCCGUGCCGCGUUUGGAAAUCCCUGUAAUAUUUAUUUUAAUGUUGGGAUUUCUUUUCUUCUUAUUGAAGAGGAGAGUAAGAUCGAAUCAUCUUAACCAAAAACAGACGACACCAGUGUCCAAACGAGCUGUCGUAUGA
Molecule: messenger RNA, 1497 nt
Organism: Striga hermonthica
Lineage: Eukaryota; Viridiplantae; Streptophyta; Magnoliopsida; Lamiales; Orobanchaceae
Source: the annotation of a GenBank genome assembly